AUACUGUGGGCUUCUCAAAUAAUCCCCAUUGAUUCUCAACCUCCUAGGGCUGAAUUUCCGUCUACUCUUGCUUUCGUUGCGUUGCGAGUCGUUUGUUCUGUCCUUCGUUCGUUCGUUGUCGUUGCGACGUCUGUCUCGACUUUGGCACUGUCACUCGUUCAUGUAGAAGGAAAGAUAGCACUAUGUGGAGGCACGCUCUUUUAGGGGGCCAUGCGCUGCUCGCAGUUGGCGCAGAUGCCAAUCCAUACAGCAGAAGAGGUACUCAACCCAGCGGCAGCAUUUACCACUCCAUCGCCAAUCCUCAUCCCCUCACCAUAUUACGCCAAUGAAUCGUCGUCCACGCACUCAGGGCCUCCUCGGUUUACCUUUGCACCUUCAGGUGCAAACUUCUCCACAGUGCCUGGAACAUGUACCGGCUGCGUUAUUGAAGCCUACAACCCAGUAACCACCUUCUACGACAAGGAAGAUAAUACCAACCCGUGGACAAGCGUCGUUGUAACUGAGACCAUUCUAACCCAGUUUGUUACUUAUUUUGAUGGCAGUACAAUCGAUACGAUAGUCACAGAGAAACAGACCGUAAAUCAAACCAAGACUGUUGUUAUGGGGGAUACGAACGCAACUAUCACGCACACCACCCCGCUCUUUUAUUUGACAGCAGCGUCAGGGGUAUACUUGACUCUGACUGCGGGGCCUACCUACGUCUUUUAUAGCAGCCUUGUCGGCGGGCUCGACGAGCUCAUGGCGUACCCUGCUUCGACGCAGACGCUGCGCGCCUGCGCUCCCUCUACUACCAAACUCAAAAACUGGGAACCGACUGCCACCGAGGAUUGGCAUCAUUUCGUCCAGACGUAUACAGGAAACCCACCAAAGAAGUCACCCAAAGAUAGGCCUGCUGCGCUCCCGUCGAAACUGAUCAAUUUCUUGAAGCAAGAUCCGGACAUUGUAUCGCAAUACCGUGGCUCCGAUAUUGCUACCUGUACCGUCCGCUUUCCCUACCAGUCUAAAGUCGUCCCUCAUCCUGAGGUCCCACAUAUAACACUAUCUAAGCCUGCCGGCUUGCCGACAGUUCCUGCUGCCACUUCCGUAGCGUCAGAGACAGAGGCACCUUCAGAGACGGAGGCACCUUCAGAGACGGAGGCACCCGAAUUACCAUCCCCGUCUGUGACAACAGGGACCUUCAUUUCGACGACUUACGAGUCAACGUCCACUCACCUAACGAGGCAAGGAUGUCUUAGGUGCGCGCUCACAAAGCCAGGCAAUGAUGCAGCCACGAACAAGAUCGAUGACCCAACUCCAACCCCAUACAUACCAAAUGACCCUAGCAAGCCAGAUGACAAGCCCAAGCCAAAUCAGCAGGACCCGAAUAAGCCGGAAGACAACAACAACCCGCAUCGACCUAGUAUCCCAGAUACCAUCGUUUCGAUUGUACACAAUAAUCCUGAUGUUUGGACGCAACAACCACCAGUCACCACUACAGGCGAGAGGAUUACAAUUGGCGAUAACGUGUAUCCUGUUUUCACUCCAAAACCAACACAGCAGGGCAACCCGGAUCAACCAAAUGAGCACAACCAAGCACCGCCGCCGGUUAUCGUGAUUGGGACCGAGACAUUUUACCCCGGCGAAACGAAAACCAUCAACGGCGUCCUAGUCAUCGCACCCACAGACGGCGGCUACACCAGACUAGUCGUCGACGGCAACACGCUCACCGUCCACCCAGCCAGCGGCCCAACCGGCGCCCCCAUCCUCGCAAUCGGAAGCAACACCGUAACCGCCAACCCACAGGGAGAAUACGUCGUCGGCACCGAAACGCUGAAACCCGGCGGCCCUGCCCUGACCGUCGAGGGGAAAACAUACAGUCUCGCCGCCGGCCCAAGCGCAACUGCACUCGUUGUCAACGGCGUGUCGUCUACCCUCGCUAAUGCUGCUGCACCGGCUCAUAUCACCAAUGCGCCAGCGCUCGUCACCAUCGACGGCAAAACGUACGCUCCUACCCUCCAGGACGGCACAACGCAGUAUGUUCUCGGCCAGGGCACGACGCUCAAACCCGGCGCGGUAGUCACGGUAGCUGGGACAACGUAUAGUCUUGAUCCCAAGGGCACUGCGCUCGUCGUCAACGGCCAGACGAGCAGUAUCAAGAAAGUCCCCGCGAGCAAUAGCGCGAGCGCCACGCCGUCGGGCUCGGUCGCGAGUCGUUCCAGCGAGUCCACGACGACGACUAGUGGACGCGGUGCGGGAGAUCUAAUUGCAAGCGGCAUUGGCGGGGGCAAGAGUUCAGGAGCGGGUAUCUCGCUCCACAACGCAGGAGGACUGGACAUGUGGGUUGAAAGCCUCAUGAUUGGCGCAGCAGGGUGGUUGGUCUUCCUGCUGUGAUCUCCCCAUCCAUUCAACAGCAGCAAACGAGAGAGAUUUAUUAGGUCUUGUUUUUUUCCCAUUUGCAUUUUGUUCAGCGCGGCGUUUUUUUGGGGGGAAUAUGAAAAUAUAUGGAUGGGGCGGUUCCGGGAAAUAUACGAACCUGGGAUAUAUGGAUUUAGUUAGGGGGGCUCAGUCGGUUAUCAGCUUGGCCUGGCCUGGCCUGGCCUUGGGUUAUGAAUGCAUCAUUCUAAUGAGAUGGAAUCUUGGUAAUGAUUAGCUAGCUAAUAAAUUCAAUCUACUGCGACGGAGCUAACCGCUCUGUUGCCAGAACACACUCUUC
Messenger RNA from Cucurbitaria berberidis CBS 394.84, 2692 nucleotides. RefSeq lists its product as uncharacterized. The transcript is spliced from 2 exons. NCBI's taxonomy places the organism in Eukaryota, Fungi, Ascomycota, Dothideomycetes, Pleosporales, Cucurbitariaceae. The record is from RefSeq and is a predicted model, not a curated record. Bases 211 to 2370 code for a protein of 719 amino acids.